This is a messenger RNA of Psylliodes chrysocephalus, 840 nucleotides long. NCBI's taxonomy places the organism in Eukaryota, Metazoa, Arthropoda, Insecta, Coleoptera, Chrysomelidae. The record is from the annotation of a GenBank genome assembly.
CCUACUAGAAACGACAAACCGUCAGCAGUGGCUGUCAGAUCAAUUGUUAUUUGUCUUGUCAUAUUUUUUUAAUUUCUUUUCCAUCCUUGAGUUUUGAUCGUAAGACCUCAAAAUGGUAAACGGUCGGAUACCGUCGGUUCAUUCAAAGACUUAUGUCACCCCAAGGAGGCCAUAUGAAAAGGCACGUCUUGACCAAGAAUUGAAAAUUAUUGGUGCCUUUGGUCUCCGUAACAAACGUGAAGUAUGGAGAGUAAAGUACACUUUGGCCAAAAUCCGUAAAGCCGCCAGAGAAUUGCUGACUUUGGAAGAAAAAGAACCCAAAAGAUUGUUCGAAGGUAAUGCACUUUUACGUCGAUUGGUCAGAAUUGGAGUACUUGACGAGAACAGAAUGAAACUCGAUUACGUAUUGGGUUUGAAAAUUGAAGAUUUCUUGGAAAGGCGUCUCCAAACCCAAGUAUUCAAGUCUGGUCUUGCUAAAUCCAUUCAUCAUGCUAGAGUUUUGAUAAGGCAACGUCACAUCCGAGUCCGCAAACAAGUUGUGAACAUUCCCUCAUUCAUUGUACGUUUGGACUCCCAAAAACACAUUGAUUUCUCAUUGAAGUCGCCGUUCGGUGGUGGCCGUCCAGGUAGAGUAAAGAGGAAGAACCUUACUAAGAAGACUGGUGGAGCUGCUGCUGAAGAAGAGGAAGACUAAGAAGGGACUUUUAUUGCAAUAUGUACGUUUUGUAUUUAUUGUAAUUAAAUUUGUUAAGAUUUAUAAUUGUUUUUUAUUUCCUUGGGCCAUUACAAGUAUGGUGAUUUAUAAAUAAUUGAGGUAUGAUGGGGUCAAAUUUAACUACA